Notothenia coriiceps (black rockcod) is the source of this 5413-nucleotide messenger RNA. It is a transcript of the gene midn, whose product is annotated as midnolin. Lineage: Eukaryota; Metazoa; Chordata; Actinopteri; Perciformes; Nototheniidae. The transcript is spliced from 7 exons. Gene Ontology annotation, molecular function: protein binding. Gene Ontology annotation, cellular component: nucleus. Bases 557 to 2269 code for a protein of 570 amino acids. The record is from RefSeq and is a predicted model, not a curated record.
UUGUCGAUAUUUCACUGGAGCUGCGGUGGGUAGGAGUGCGCAGCGAAGAGCCUCUCACAACUAACCAUAUGAGGCUUUGCAGAACACGGACCGUUUGUUUUCUCAUACAAAGCUUGUAAAAGCAGACAAAACACCGCGAGGGAUUUAUAUUCUUUUUUACUAGUCCUCCUAGUUUUAGUUUUAAAGGUAACCGUGGCGUGUUUUUGCUGACAACAUACUUGCGUUUCUGCCUGGCAUUUACACAUCUCUGUAGCAUAUAAGACUUUUGCUUGCAACAAAGAAAACGAUCAAACAAAGAGAAAAGCAUAUGUAGUAGACUUUCCUUUGGAAAUAUUCUCAUGAUACCGACGAGAGAGAAUACGGACCGGGUUUUAUUGUGACUCUUGGAGAGCGAGUGAAAGAAAGAGAGAAAGCUCCCUGAAUGCUGCCUUUGAUUUGCGAGCAGAACAAGGGACGGUAGUCGGAGCGGAGGAUCUGCUUCACCCUUCUUCUCCUCACCCGCUUCAUACCCGGCUCUGCUCGUCUUGUCUCCCCCUCCCUGACUACAGGUUAUCGGAUGGACCAGCACCCCAGCGCCCGGAGCUGCACCAGCCGCGGGGCUUCGUCCUGCGAGGCCGUCCCGACUGAGCCCUCCAUGAAUCUGUACAUCCACUCCACCACCGGCACACGCUUCGAACUGUCCCUGCCCCAGGAGGAGACCGUGGAUGGACUGAAGAGGAGGCUGUCGCAAAGACUCAAAGUACCAAGAGAGAGACUCGCUCUGCUGCACAAAGAAACGCGACUAAGUUCAGGCAAACUCCAGGAUCUAGGUAUCUCUGAUGGGAGCAAGUUAACACUUGUACCAACCGUCGAAGCAGGAUUAAUGUCUCAAGCAUCAAGACCCGAACAGUCCGUAAUGCAAGCCCUGGAGAGUCUAACUGAAACUCAGGUCAGUGACUUCCUGUCCGGCCGCUCCCCCCUCACCCUGGCGCUGCGUGUCGGGGAUCACAUGAUGUUCGUGCAGCUCCAGUUGGCGGCGCAGCAGUCCGGCGGCCCCCAGCUCCAGCACAGACACGUCAUCACCCGGAGCAACUCCGACACCGCCGCAAUGGGACAGCCCACCGGGCAGCCUCGUGUUCCCCACCCCCACCCGCACUCCCACCAGCAUCAUCCACAUCCCAGCCCCCACUUGGCCCAGCCUCCCCCCUCUUCCCCAGUCUCCCCAUCCGUCCCGCUGCCCUCCACACACAACCAGCCCAUCCCGCCCAUGUACCACCAGUCGGUCUCCUCCACUCACUGUAGCCCCCCUACUCCUCCCCCUCAAGCCCACUCCCCUCGUCCGUCAAACAUCCCUGGAGGUCAUUUCCGCUCUCCAGCCCAUCCCCAUAGUCACCACCACCACUACCAACAGCCUUCCUCAAGCCAACCCAGCCCCGACGUGGGCCAGGCUAGCCCUGUAGCCCCGAUCCUCUGCCCUGAAGCUAACUGCAGCCCCAAAAGCUCCAACAGCCCCAACAGUCCCAACAUCCCAAGCAGCCCAAGCAGCCCAAGCAGCCCAAACAGCCCCAACAUCGCAAACACUCCCAACAGCCCCAGCGGCAGCGGCAGUGGCAGCAGUCCCUCAACACGCUCCCGUAAACCGGGCGCCAUCAUUGAGAGCUUUGUCAACCACGCUCCCGGAGUCUUCUCAGGGACCUUUUCAGGCACUUUGCACCCUAACUGCCAGGACAGCACUGGGCGUCCCAGACGAGAUAUUGGUACCAUCCUGCAGAUCCUCAACGACCUCCUGAGCGCCACGCGCCACUACCAGGGCAUGCCCCCCUCCCUCACCCAGCUCCGCUACCAGACCGGAUGUGGUUCGCCCACCACACCCUCCCCCUCGCCGCCUCCUUCCCCCCAGGUUGCUGGCAUGACGGGCCUCCCUGCCAAAGCUACCUCUGUGCCCGCCAGCAUCCCCAUCAGCCCUCCUGCUACUCUUCAUCCGCUGGUGCAGUGCCAGAGCCAGAUCCGCAUGUGCAAACCCCCUGGUGACCGUAUUCGUCAGACUGAGAAUCGCGCAACUCGCUGCAAGGUGGAGCGCCUGCAGCUGUUGAUGCAGCAGAAGCACCUGCGCAGGAAGGCCAGGCGGGACCAGAGCGCGCCGUAUCAGUGGCUGCCCAACAGGAAGGCGGGACGCAGCAACAGCAACAGCAGCAUCUCCAGCGAGGGCUCCAUGGACCUGGACUUUGACGACUCCGUGUGGAAGCCCGACGUAAAAGCCGACUUGAAGACUGAGUUCGUCAUGGCCUGAAAAGCGUCUGAUCCCACACGCUGUGGAAAAGAUUCGCAAAGCAUUGCUUGGGAUUUACUUAGAGAUAUAUUUUGAUGGAUUGGAUUGGCAGGAGGUGCCACAGAGCUGUGCGGAAAGCUGACGUCAGAUGAAAUAUAAAGCUCCCUGCGUACUUUAAUCCCAUCCGGUCCUUCAAAGUUGACCUUGUGUAAACCACAAAAGAACUUUCUUUUGAUUCGUGGAUUUGGACAGGCAACUACUGGACUUAACAUUGUACAAGACUUUUUAAGGUGUGAUUACAGACCAUAUCUGUACUUGAGCAUAGCAGAAUUCAGUGGGUGGUGGUGGUGGUGGUGGUUUUAGGUGGGGGUAUUUUUCAGAUUUUUGUUUCUACGUUUUGUUUUUGAAGCGCACUCUGGACAGCAAUGAAGAGAUCCACACUGGACUAACUAACAGGAGCACCGGAGGCCUCAGUGUUUCCUCGAUGGCAGAACUGCCAAACUAUGGAUUGUUCCAAAGGGCAUUCUUAUUGAUCUCAAAACUCACCAACCAGUCUACUUUUUACCUGUUAUGGGUUGAUUAAACCUUUUUUUUUUUUUUUCAUUUUGAAACAUAUUAUUAUAUUUUAUAAACAAAAAAUAUGUAGCAUUGUUCACAAAGCAUUCAGGUUUUCAUAUAACAGUUCAAAGUAGUUGUUGAUUUGCACAUUUUCUUGAUUUAUAACAGCUGGUCAAAGUGUGCAAGGAGGCGGAGGUGGGGCCUGAAAUCGAUAAAAGAAAUGAAUAUGGAAGUAUUGAUAUCAACCUCAGUGACAUAGGGUAUCGAUAGGAAUGAUUAAUGAGAAAACUAAAUAAAUUAAUAUUAACAGAAAGUGCUUUAGAGGAUUUAAAAAUCUUUAAAAUGUAUAUGGAAAAAAUCUAUUUUUUAUUUCUCCUAUCUGCUGUUUUCAAAAAACAGCAGCCCUUUGUGGCUUUAGUCAAGUUGUUGAAUUGCCAACAAACACAUCAAUUUAAUCAUUCAUUAGCUCAUUCAGAAAUUAUAGUCGUCUACUUAGAACAAAUUAUACUGAAAGAUACAUUUCAUCCAGCCCACUUUGUAACUGUUUGUGUACAUAAAUGUGACAAUUGGCAAAGGUUUAUGAGGGUGUGUGUGUACGUGUGACUUUAGUGUAAAUUGAUUUAGAAUACCCUAUGUUUUUGUCCAAGUUGUCCUCCCCAUAGUUUCUCAAAAUCAAAGGUCAGCUGCGGUGAAUGCAUUGGUCACUCAUUUAAAUCCCGAAACAUCAAAUUCUGUUGCUGUACCACAAGUCCUCAUAAUAUCUUUUUAUUGGCAAAAGAGGGAAAAGAAGUGGGCUCUGUAUCCAGCAUCAUGAUCUAGUGCCUCCACCAGUUCAUCUGUUAACAUAUCAGGUUAGGCCUUUCACAAUUUUGCUGCUACACAUUAGGACUUCAGAUUAAAAAAAAAAGGAAAAAGUGACUUUUAUUUGCAUGCAGUGUGAAUUACACUGAUCUUUUUUCUAUUGAUGGAAGAAAAAAAAACUGGUGCUGUGGGAAUGAAGGUUAACAACAUGCAUGAAAUUGUGAAGAAAAAUAAACAAUGCUGCUUUUGUUGGUUAGGUUUUUGUAAUUUUCAAUUUUUCAAUGUUAGAACAACAGUGUCCUGCUUAAGUAUUACAAACGCAAAACCAAAACAGAUGAAGUUAAGUGUGGACUCUCAUCUUGCUCAGCACUGAACAUUCCUGUUGUGAGACAAUGAAGAUGAUGAUGAGCAAAGAGCAGCUGACUCUUGCCCCUAUCCCUGAGCGCUGGUUUUACCCCCCAUGACUCUCAAGGACCCAGACAAACUUUCUUAGCCACCUCCCCUCCUCCCAAACUGAACGCCAACCGAGGCUCGUGUGGACGUUCUCUGGCAGGGAACUAACAGACCAGCGGAUUCUCAGUGCUGUCCGUCAAAACCCCAGAGAAACAUCCGGUCUGUCUCUUUGUCUGUCUGUCUGUCUGAUCGAUGGACCACCCUACCACAAUUGCACUCCCACAGAUUGCAGUGAGAGAUUACCUUUUUGGUGAACCUCAUCUUUUUUUUAAGUGGCCUUACCUUUCACUAAAAAAAUGAGACACUUGGGGACAAUGGGGGCGGGAAUGUUUUUUCCUUUUGGUUUUUAAACUUUCUGUGUGCAUCAUUGUCGGACUUGUUGUCAUCAAGGCGCCAUUUUUGUCACUGAGGACACUGGGCAUCUGUUGUUUAGUGCUUUUAGCUGGUGGAGUCUCUAUUAUGUCAAGGCUUCUGUGCCUUAAAAUGUUGCCCUUGCUGUGUCAGUGUCAGAUUUAAGCUUGUUUUCAUUGGUUGGUACACAGGACUGUAGUAUUCACAGCCAUGAGAGUUGUAGAUGUAAGGGGUAAAGCUUGUUUGAGUGAAACAAAAACUAUUCAAAAGUUGGUGUUGUUCCUCAAACAUGGCCUUCAUCCCGUUUCUUCAUUGCGUUGCCAUGCUUGUUGGUCUCCGUUGUCCUAACCUCACAUCCCUCUAUACUCAGUCCUCCCACCAACAAGCUGCAAAAGGCUACAAAUCUGUUUAACUUAUGUUAACUGAGGAAGUUUACACCACAGUACUUAGAUGGCAGGAAACAACCCUGAAUAAAAAAAGUCCUCUGAGGACUCCAGACUACAUGCACUUCCUGUUCCCUAGGAUACAACAUUAUUAAAAGGACCAUUUAUCCCUUGCCCCUCCCAAAUUGUAUUUAAGUUUGUUUUGUAUAUGUAUGAAAUAUAGUCUGUGUGUGCCUCACUUCUGUGUGAAACUCAAAAAGAUGAAACAAAACAAAAAAGAUGACAAAAGCAUACAGAGAGGAUAAAAAACCGUAUGUUGGUGGAAUUCUGAUCACGUCAUUUGAGUUGCCUGUUCUUUCUUGUAGCCAACUAUUGAAAAUAACAGGAUUCAAGAAUACAAUUUACAAUGUUCUAGCUCUAGACCGGUGUAGCACAUGUGUGACUGUAUUAAUUUAUGAAACCAAAAUGGUAACUGUGAAUUAUGUAUUUCUUUGUGCAUUUUUUUAAAAAGCUGGGGAGAAGGUUGUCGGGACAUAGCAGCAGCUGAUGCUUGUGCCCAAAAAAAACUUUUGUUUUUUUGGUGGAAUAUAAUGGAAACAAAACGUGUUUCUGGAAAAAA